Messenger RNA from Cyphomyrmex costatus, 3411 nucleotides. RefSeq lists its product as uncharacterized. The transcript has 3 exons. Gene Ontology annotation, biological process: proteolysis. The record is from RefSeq and is a predicted model, not a curated record. Lineage: Eukaryota; Metazoa; Arthropoda; Insecta; Hymenoptera; Formicidae. Gene Ontology annotation, molecular function: nucleic acid binding; aspartic-type endopeptidase activity. The coding region runs from base 1 to 3411 and encodes 1136 amino acids.
AUGACAUUAUUGAACGCAAAAAAAAGACUGUUGGAAUUAUGGAAUCUUUUCGACGUAGUACAAUCGCGAAUAGAGGUUCUUGAGAAUGAAGAAGUGUCUUCUCAAGAUUCAGAUCAAUUAAACGCUCAACAUGAGCAACACCAAGUUCCUACGAGGACUGGUACUCUUACCAUGAUAUCAGAUAUGUUUGAACAAUUAAUCCACACCAAUCAAAAUUUAUCCGAGAUAGAGAAAUUCCAUUAUUUGCGAUCUUCCCUCAAGGACAAGGCGUCUGAAAUAAUAAAGUCUAUUGAGACCACCGCUGAUAAUUACAAGGAUGCCUGGAACGCUCUCAAGGAACGAUUUGACAACAAACGGUGGAUAUUACAAAGGCACAUCAAGGCCAUUUUCGAAAUCGCUCCAGUAACAAAAGAAAAUUAUGUUCAGUUACGUGAAUUGUUAGAUACCGUUUUAAAACAUUUACGCGCUCUUAAAGCCAUGAGAAGACCCACAGAUACUUGGGAUGAUUUAAUCGUUCAUCUUAUAAUUUCGAAACUUGACACGGUUACUAAUAAGGCGUGGGAAACAAGCAUUCCUGAUAAGGAAAUUCCUACAUUGAAAUCAUUGACUGAUUUUCUUUCAAAACGUUGCAGCGCGCUUGAAGCAAUUUUUAGCAAAUCCUCAAUCAAUCAAUCUGUUAAUUCUUCAAAGGCCGUUGCAAAAUUAAAGAAUUCUUCGGUUUCUAAUCUCGCGACUUCUAAUUUAUCUUGUCCUAAAUGUAAGGAAAAUCAUCCGCUUUACUAUUGUGAAACGUUUCUCAAAUUACCAGUAGAAAGCAGAAUCGCCUUUGCAAAGAAGGUUCAUUUAUGUCUAAACUGUUUGAGAUCUAAUUCUCAUCAAGCUAAAAAUUGCACUUCAAGCUCUUGUCGCAAAUGUAAAGGUCAACACAAUACACUUUUACAUUUGUCAAAGACAACAGACGCUAACGAGUCGUCUAAUGCGAAAACAGCUGUGACUUCCGAUACAGAAAUUUCUGCGAAGCCAGUCGCAACACAAUGUUUAUCUACUUAUCAAUCUCUAGGAAUUAUAUUAUCAACAGCCAUUAUUCAUGUAUUUGACUGUAAUAAUCACAUCCAUUCGUGUCGUGUAUUGUUAGACAGCGGAUCACAAAUGAAUUUCAUUACGCAGAGUCUUGCCGACAAAUUGUACCUCAAUAAAAGGCAAAUAGAGAUAUCUAUUUCAGGUGUAACUAAUGCUAACAUUCGAGCCAAUCAAGCGACAGUCGUUCACAUAAAAUCGCGGUUCAACAAUUUUAGCGAGAGGAUAGAAUGCGUUGUUUUGCCAAAAAUUACUCAACAAUUGCCUCAAAAAUUCAUUUCCAAACAGAAUAUAACUAUACCAAAUAAUUUAAAAUUGGCCGAUCCUGAUUUUAAUGUUCCCGCUGACAUUGACAUGCUAAUCGGCGCUGAGAUAUUUUGGAAGCUCAUUUGCGCAGGUCAAAUUAAACCUUCUAGAAAUAAACCAACACUGCAGAAAACUCUCUUGGGAUGGAUUUUAUCUGGUCCGACAUCAAGUAUUCCUAGUAACUCCAGUUCUUCAAUCAUCAGUUGUUCUGUAACAGAAGAGUUAAAUCAUGCUCUCAGUCGUUUCUGGGAAUUGGAUUAUUCGAUAUCCUCUUCGAUUUUUUCUCCAGAGCCUCAAGCUUGCGAGAAUCUAUUCAAGGACACUGUCAAACGCAACAGCGAUGGACGCUUCGUGGUCCAGCUACCGAUCAUACCUAACAAGCUAUCUGAACUCGGUGAAUCAAGGGAAAUAGCCACUCGCCGCUUCAAAUGUUUAGAGAAACGCUUUGUUACCUCUCCUAAAUUACAUGCAGAAUACAAAGAAUUUAUACAAGAAUACAUACAACUUGGUCAUAUGCGUGAGGUCACUCACAUUACAAAUAAUGACAGCCAAACAUAUUACCUACCGCAUCAUGCCGUAUACAAAGAAACGAGUACUUCUACCAAACUAAGAAUGGUUUUUGAUGGUUCUUGCAAGACAACCACUGGAGUUUCGUUAAAUGAUGCAUUAUUGGUAGGCCCCACUAUACAAGAUGAUCUGCUUUCAAUAUUAAUAAGAUUUCGUAUGUUCAGAUAUGUCAUGACUGCAGAUGUGGCAAAGAUGUACAGACAAGUUUUAAUCGAUCCGAAUCAAACCUCUCUGCAACGCAUUCUUUGGCGUGACUCUUCGGAUCAACCCAUUCAAACAUUCGAGCUUCUGACCGUCACGUACGGUACAGCAUCUGCUGCCUUCCUAGCCAUUAGAUCGCUUAGGAAAUUAGCUGAGGAUAACUCUGAGAAGUAUCCCGUUGGAUCCAGGACAGUUUUAAACGACUUUUAUGUUGAUGACUUGGUCACCGGCGCUGACAAUUUACAAGAUGCUUCCUCCAUCAAGAUUCAGACAAGGCUAUUGCUUCUUGAAGGUGGUUUCGAGCUACGCAAAUGGUUCUUUAAUGUACCUGAUUUUCAAGAAGAUCAACUUUCCAAUCCUGAAAGGGAAUUCGUAUUAUCAUCCGACAAGGAAUGCGAAACAAGGACAUUGGGUCUUGUGUGGAACUGUACCCAUGAUCACUUCCAAUUUUCUAGUAUCUCCUGUCUGCCACCUUUGGCUACGCCUACCAAAAGACAAAUAUUAUCAAGAGUUGCUUUGGUUUUUGAUCCCCUCGAACUUUUUGGACCUGCGACUGUCAUUGCUAAAAUCAUUAUUCAACAACUCUGGCUUCUCAAGAUUGGAGCUCAAAGAGAAUUAAACGAGCUAGCCGCAUUGUUCAAAAAUCAAGAAAGCCAUCAACAGAUUAUUAACUACGUGUCCUCUAAAGGAAUCAGAUGGCGCUUCAUACCCCCUAGAGCGCCCCAUCAUGGUGGACUAUGGGAAGCUGCCGUCAAGGGAGCCAAACGUCAUCUCUAUCGAGUUACUAGAGAGGCGCAUCUAAGAUACGAGGAGCUAGAAACACUAGUUAUCCAAAUUGAAACGAUUCUUAAUUCGCGUCCUCUCACACCCGUUUCAUCUGACGUAGCUGAUCUUACGCCACUUACUCCAGGUCACUUCUUAAUCGGAGCAUCAUUGACAUCGUACCUUGAACCAUCAUUGGAAAGGAUCCCGAUUACUAGGCUCUCUCGUUGGCAACGGGUGGAGCAAAUACGUCAACACUUUUGGCAAAGAUGGUCAAAGGAAUAUCUGCAUUAUUGCCAGCAGCGAAAUAAGUGGACAACUAAGGAAAAUCCAUUACAUGUCGGACAGAUGGUCCUUCUAAGAGAGAAUUCUGCUUCGCCUCUUUCUUGGCCUCUCGCUAGAAUCGUCGAAGUACAUCCCGGUAAUGACGACAUUGUCCGUACAGUCACAAUUCGCACAUCGUCUGGCAUUUAUAAGCGUCCCAUUACACGAUUAUGA